AUGAUCGCCCUGAAGCGGAAGCAGCCGGAGCAGAGCUCCAACGGCCAGUUCAUCCUCCUGGGACGCGACGGCCGGAGCCGGCCGGUGGUGGACCGCGAGAGCGUGCAUCGGGAGCUGGCGACCACGAAAGUGGGCUUCGGGAAGUACAAAAACCUGACGUUUCAGGAGGUUGCAGAGGAGGAUGCCGAUUACUGCAGUUGGGUUUUGUCGCAGGAUGGUACCCUCAACAUGCGGAUGAACAGGCUGCAGGCCUUCCUCAGAAACCUUUCAAAAUUGAAAGAGCUGCAAAGUGCACAGCAGAGCGCGCAGCAGAGCGCACAGCAGAGCGCACAGCAGAGCACGCUGCAGAUCGCUCAGAAGAGCACGCAGCCAAGCACACAGCCGAUGACACAGCCCAUCGCACAGCCCAUCGCGCAGCCAAUCGCGCAGCCGAUCGCACAGCCGAUCACGCAGCCGAUCGCGCAGCCGAUCGCGCAGCCGAGCACGCCAUCGUCAGGCGUUGUGCGAAGUGCAGCUGCCACAGCCCCUGCACAUGCUCCAACGGCUCUCAUUGCUCUCGAGGAAGGCAUCAGAUCUGAGGUCAGAACUGCAGCGAGGCCCUUGGCCCAAAGCUCGCAAGCGGUCGCUGUCGGCAAGCUGCUUUCCAUGGGUUUCGCCGAGGCCGAUGCUGAGGAGGCCCUGGCCAAGGUUGGAAACGACCUGGAGGCCGCCUUGGACAUCCUCGUGUCCAUCGAGGCCCCUGAGGCCCAGGCUCUUGAGGCCCAGGCCCCUGCGCCCCCUCCGCCGCCGAACCGCGUGCCUGCGGGCACGGUCCGAAGCCCAGCACUUCAGAUGCUCCGCCAAGCCCCAUCCCAGUCUUUGCCAAGGAAGAUGCCUGAGCAAGCGAUCUGUUGCGAUGACAGCUCGGACAGUGAUGUACAAAUCGCCUUCGACUAG
This is a messenger RNA of Symbiodinium natans, 936 nucleotides long. Lineage: Eukaryota; Dinophyceae; Suessiales; Symbiodiniaceae. The record is from the annotation of a GenBank genome assembly.